UUGAGGCCUAAGACAACCUAGCUCAGUUAGAUUUAUUUUCGGCCCAACUUCUCCCAAUCCCAUCUAAAGCCCUUAUAGAAAUCGACCUGUGAAGAUUGUAUCCCUCUUUUUCCCUUUGCAAAAGCAAAUUGUAGAGAGAGAAAAGACCACGAUUUGGUAAUUAGAUUGAUAUGGCAACUGAAGCAGCAAUAGAAGUUCCAGCGGCGGCGGUGGAGGAAGCGGCGGAGGUGGCUGAGAAGCAGCCGCACAGACUGGAGAGGAAGUGGACGUUCUGGUAUGAUAACCAAUCAAAACAGAAACCGGGCGCCGCCUGGGGUAGCUCUCUUCGCAAAGUCUACACUUUCGACACUGUCGAAGAAUUCUGGUGUUUAUAUGAUCAGAUAUUUAGGCCAAGCAAGUUGCCAACAAUAGCUGAGUUUCACUUGUUCAAAGCUGGAAUGGAGCCCAAAUGGGAAGAUCCUGAGUGUGCUAACGGAGGCAAAUGGACUGUUACUAGCAACAGAAAGGAUAAUCUUGAGAACAUGUGGCUUGAAACUUUGAUGGCUCUAAUAGGGGAACAAUUUGAUGAGGCUGAGGAGAUCUGUGGAGUGGUCGCCAGUGUCCGCCAAAGGCAAGACAAACUUUCAUUGUGGACUAAAAAUGCAGCAAAUGAAGCAGUGCAGAUGAGCAUUGGGAGGAAGUGGAAGGAGAUCCUUAAUGUCACUGAAAAGAUAACUUAUAGCUUCCAUGAUGAUUCCAAAAGGGAUAGAUCAACAGGUAAAGGUGGUCGAUAUAGUGUGUGAAGUUCCUGCCUUGUGCUGUUGCGCAUUUCUCUUUUCAGCUUUAUGAAAAACUAGUAAACCGAGUACUCUUCUACUGCAUGUUAACCUCCAGUAUUUUGCUUAUUGAGUGUAUCUGGAGAGGUAUUGUAUUUUUGAUUGGUUUUAUAUAAUGGUUAAUCUUGAAGGAAAUUUCUUCGUUGACUAUUA
Messenger RNA from Olea europaea var. sylvestris, 968 nucleotides. Its product is annotated as eukaryotic translation initiation factor. Gene Ontology annotation, cellular component: cytoplasm; eukaryotic translation initiation factor 4F complex. The transcript is spliced from 5 exons. Bases 171 to 782 code for a protein of 203 amino acids. The record is from RefSeq and is a predicted model, not a curated record. NCBI's taxonomy places the organism in Eukaryota, Viridiplantae, Streptophyta, Magnoliopsida, Lamiales, Oleaceae. Gene Ontology annotation, biological process: translational initiation. Gene Ontology annotation, molecular function: RNA 7-methylguanosine cap binding; translation initiation factor activity.